Molecule: messenger RNA, 2943 nt
Organism: Thalassophryne amazonica
Lineage: Eukaryota; Metazoa; Chordata; Actinopteri; Batrachoidiformes; Batrachoididae
Gene: adpgk
Product: ADP-dependent glucokinase
Exons: 9
Coding region: 163-1737 (524 amino acids)
Biological process (GO): glucose metabolic process
Cellular component (GO): endoplasmic reticulum
Molecular function (GO): ADP-specific glucokinase activity
Source: RefSeq, a predicted model, not a curated record
UGCGCGUGCGUCGAGCGGUAGACGGCGGUGUCAGCUUUAGAACUUAAACAUUUUCUUCACCAAAAUAAAUGGUGUUUAUGUGGAACUUUUAGAACCGAGCUCUUCUUUGUCACUGCUGGCCGGUGAGUCGUCUACAUUUGGGAGUGUGUGUGUGUGAGCAUCAUGUGGAGAAAAGCUUCAGCAGUAGCCCUCCUGGCAUUAGCUGUUGGCUAUAUGUACUAUGGCUGCCCAGACUUACCAGAACAGAUUCUGCAAUAUAUCAACCUGCCAACCUUUCAGCCAUCAUCUGUAAGCCAGGACAAUCUUGAGCAGGUUAUCUCCUCUGCAUGGGAAACUCUGAUAACUACGCCGGCCAAACAGUGGAGCAAAGUAGCAGUAGGAGUGAAUGCCUGUGUUGAUGUGGUUGUCUCAGGCAUUGGAUUGCUACAGGCUUUGGCUGUGGAUCCUGGCACGGGCUUGGAUCACGAAGUGUUGCACUCCAAAGAGGACUUGAAGGAAGCCUUCAUUUAUUACAUGGAACGCGGAGCAGCUGCUGAGCGUUUCUUCAGUGACGAGGAAGCCUUUCAGAGGAUUGCACGUGCAGCAGUAGAGUACCCCGGUGCAAAGGUGUAUGUUGGAGGGAAUGCAGCCCUCAUUGGUCAGAAGCUCGCCACAUACCCUGGUCUGAUGCAGUCAGGCAGCUGUGAGGAGCUGAGUUCAACUCUACCCCAGCAGAACAGGCCUGGCUGCGAGGCUGCUACAAAGAAGAAAAAAAAAGUGUUGUUGUGUGGGCCCAUUGGACCUAAACUUCAUGAGAUGCUGAAUGAUCAGAUUGUUGUACCCCCAGAUUCUCUUCAGGAGACAGAUGAAUAUCAUCUCAUCCUGGAGUAUAAAGCAGGUGAGCAGUGGGGUUCAAGUCACGCACCUCAAGCCAGUCGCUUCAUCUUAUCUCAUGAUGUAUCCAACGGUGAGAUGAGCUCACUGGAGACAUUUAUGGCUGCACUGGAUGACUUCCAGCCCGACCUGGUAGUUCUGUCUGGGCUCCACAUGAUGGAAGGACAAGGGAGACAGCUGUGGGAGGAGCGUCUGAAAGAUGCAGUGGCAGCCAUAUCUGACAUUCGUAAAGACAUUCCCAUCCAUCUUGAGCUGGCAAGCAUGACCGACAAGGACUACAUGAACAGCAUCAUGCAGGAGCAGGUUAUGCCCAUUGUCUCCUCUAUUGGGCUGAAUGAACAGGAGCUGCUGUUUCUCACUCAGGCUGGUCAGGGGCCUCAUGCAGGUUUGGCCUCCUGGAAUGGGAUCCCUGAUGUAGGCCAGGUCAGUGACAUCCUUCUCUGGGUUUUACAACAACAUGGUCGCAGCAACCCCUCAUCUGAGGCAGACCUCACGCGCAUUCACUUCCACACCCUGGCCUACCACAUCAUUGCUGCUGUAGCUGGAUACUGGGGAAACCAGGAUUCAGCUGUCAUGGCUGGCGCGCGGGUGGCCAGCACUCAGGCCUGUGGCCUCCAGUCUGUUGAUGUUACAAAGGUGGAGCUCACAGCCCCCUUACAGUUUUACAGCUCUUAUACAGACCCUCAGAUGGAGCUGUCCAUAAACGCAACAGAACCUGUUACUGUGUGGCAGCGUGAAAAUGUGGUCUUCUAUCUCACGCCAGUGCUGGUCUGCAAGCAGCCGUUGCGGACAGUCGGACUUGGUGAUGCCAUCUCUGCAGAGGGUCUAGUUUACUCAAUGAUACAGAUCCAGCAACCUUUUUGAGCAUCCAUGGAAUCUGACACUCCACAUGUCUGAAAGCUUGGACAGGAUCUGCUGAAAAGGCCCAGCUAUGUUGCAUCUUCAGCCAUCUAUCUUUUCUUGGCUUUCUGGGUCUGGAGUCGUGGUUUCUGACCCUGUUCAGACCUCUGUGGUCCUGAGCCAAAGUUCGGUUUCAUUGGUGGAUAAGGUUUUAAUUCCUGCCUGAUGACACUUCCAGCCUACUUUAGUUCCAUUUGUUCUCCCUCAUUUAAUCCCCCAGGAGGCACACAGUGUGUCAAAACUAGAUUGAACUGGACUGUAAGAGGUCCAGACACUAUGCACUUGGCACACAACUUGUAACCAUCUUCACAAACUCCAGCGUCAUCUGUUAGCGUGUCUGAUUUAGUGACAUUCAUAUGUCCACUAUGCUGUGCCUGAGAAAGUCAAAUGCUUAAAAAAAAAAAUCAAUAUUUUGUUUAUAUGUUAUACAUAGUUAAACUUAAAAUAGUGUACAAGUUAUCAGGUGUAAACACGAAACAAUUACAUAGGAUGUAAAUGUCUUCACAUUUGUUGCAUUUGUAGUGCCUAUAUAAAGUACUUAACCCCUUUUGACUUUCAUGUGAUGUAUCUUAAUUUUUUUUAAUGAUAUCAAGUUUAAAAAAUCUGGCUUCUUUAUAUAAUUUUGGCUUUUUAAACUCUAAUUACAAAAGCUGACUUGCUGUAAAAGUGCUGUUACAUUUGUGCAGCAAUGGCCCUUGUGUUCAACACAAAGUCUGUUUACUUGGGAUAAACAUACAAAAAAUGACAACUUUUGUGUCACAUAUUAUUGCAGAAAUGUUUAGAAAAAAAUGAUGAUAAACCUCAAACUAUUUCACUAUUAGGAAAAGGAAACAAGAAACAGACAAAAAGGUGGCCAAAAACCAUCAGCAAAUGAAUGAUACUGCAUUUCUAAUCACAAAUUCUCACAAAACCACCGCAUCAUCACCAAAUACUACCUGUGACAGUACUGCAGUAACAUUGUGAUUGCUCUCUGUUUUACUUCGUGUGCUGGUAAUGGCAUAGGGUUUGUACAGUAUAAAGGUAGAUGGGUGGGUUGGUUCAUCCAUCCCAGCCAGGUUGUGGAGACAACAUAAAAACAAAAACAAUAAAUGCUCUCAUCUUGUACAUCUCUCAGUUAAAAGGUUGUAUAAAGAGGGCAACUGAUUUAAAAUCAGGUACAUUUUGAUGAAG